GACUGACGCAUUCGAUAAGACGAUGGCUGCUACGAAUGAGGUCAGGCUCUUCAACAAAUGGUCCUACGAGGAAGUGAACACGCAUGAAGAAAUAUCGCUUCGGGAUUACAUUGCAGUCAACAAAAAGAGCAAGUAUAAGCAGUAUCUUCCGCACACGGCCGGAAGGUACAACAAGAAGCCGUUUCGAAAAUCCCAAUGUCCGAUCGUCGAGCGUAUGACGAACUCUCUGAUGAUGCAUGGACGAAAUACGGGCAAAAAGCUUAUGGCAGUCCGUAUUAUGGCACAUGCGUUGGAGAUCAUCCAUCUUCUCACUGGUCAAAAUCCGAUACAGAUACUUUGUAAUGCCGUCAUCAACUCUGGCCCGCGCGAGGACUCUACUCGCGUUGGAUCUCAGGGAACCGUUCGUCGACAGGCAGUUGACGUGUCGCCUCUGAGACGCGUGAACACAGCAAUUUAUUUGAUUACUCAGGGCGCUCGUCGCGCAGCGUUCAAGAACGUCAAGACCAUCUCGGAAUGUCUCGCAGAAGAAAUUGUAAACGCGAGCAAGGGAAGUUCGAAUUCUUACGCGAUCAAGAAAAAAGACGAGGUCGAGCGCGUUGCCAAAUCUAAUCGUUAAACAAUGCCAGGAAUAGUUUCUUUAGUGAAGUUAGAUCAUGCUCGCAGAGACACGAAUAAAAUCCUUCUUUU
Molecule: messenger RNA, 687 nt
Organism: Schistocerca gregaria
Lineage: Eukaryota; Metazoa; Arthropoda; Insecta; Orthoptera; Acrididae
Exons: 2
Coding region: 23-616 (197 amino acids)
Biological process (GO): ribosomal small subunit assembly; translation
Cellular component (GO): ribosome; cytosolic small ribosomal subunit
Molecular function (GO): structural constituent of ribosome; rRNA binding; mRNA binding
Source: RefSeq, a predicted model, not a curated record